AUGUCUUCCAUGAGCUCACCGACGCCAUCCGUAAAUUCCCCAAGUAUAUCCCAUGACACUCUGGCCGCCGCCGCGGAACGUCGAACAAGUUUACUGGCAGCAACGCCUCAGAAGACUGCUGCACAAUUAGCUGCUGAGCAUGACAAGCGGCAGAAAUUCCGAAGAAUGGUAGAUCCUGGGAUCACACGGCCCAACUCUCAGGAUCAAGCUCAAAGAUCUCUCAAAGUAAACGCUACGCCUUUGCUGACUCUACUGACCAUCGCCGAAAACUUGCUACGAGAACCUGACAACCCCAAGUACCAGCAGUUCAAGCCUACAAACACCGUGAUCAAGAGAGAUCUCGUAGACCCAAAAGGCGCCUUGGAGUAUGCCAUCGAACUUGGCUUCAAAGCAGAAGUCCACAACUUCCAACCGUACUAUAGGUUCCACCAUCGCCAUAUGGAAGAACUCCAGAUUGGUACUAAAGUCCUGAAGGAAUUCGUCUCUCUGGAAGCAGAGAGGCAGGAACGUAUUGCGAAGGCGAAGGCAGGAGAGAAAGCUGCAAGGGAGGCUGCGGCAGAACUGGUCAAACUCGCUUUCAUGGACGAUCGAAAAAACAAAGAACUGCGUGACGAGAUGGACAAGGAGCAGCGUGAAGGUCGAGCGAUUGCUGCUCGACGAGCCGCGUUGGCGACGAGUACACCCGGACCAGAGCCAACGAUGCCAGGUUCCGGACACAGUUUAGAUUCCCCAACCAUUGACCAGAAUGAAUUACCUGGCAAUGAGCGUGCGGGAAGUUAUGAUAACGACGGAUGA
Molecule: messenger RNA, 795 nt
Organism: Cyclocybe aegerita
Lineage: Eukaryota; Fungi; Basidiomycota; Agaricomycetes; Agaricales; Hemipholiotaceae
Source: the annotation of a GenBank genome assembly